GUAUGUCUCACGCAAAGCUCAUCCAGGAGACUAUUGGGAAACGUUCUGCCACAGUUCGGCCAUUAUUUUUUCACCCGAUCUGUUCCCGAGAUUAAUCGCUCAAAUCGAGAAAAAAGAGUUUUACACAUCGGUGGAUGACGCUUUCAUCACCGGACAAAUCGCCAGUGAGAUUGGGGGAAUCAAGAGAGACUUUCGACUGUAUGGGAAAAGGUAUCUUCUCAACGGUCAACCGGGAUGGGAAGCGCUAAUUGACGUGCCAAUGAUCACUGGGAAAGUUGUUUUUGGUGAAUACGUGACUUCAACACAAAUGAAACGAAUCUUUAACGAGUUAACGAUUUUACGAGGAAAUGUCACCGAUCCACCUGAUCAUUUUCCACAAUCCGUCAAGCAAGGACCAAUCAAUGAAGAU
Messenger RNA from Mesorhabditis belari, 409 nucleotides. Lineage: Eukaryota; Metazoa; Nematoda; Chromadorea; Rhabditida; Rhabditidae. The record is from the annotation of a GenBank genome assembly.